Molecule: messenger RNA, 6270 nt
Organism: Cebus imitator (Panamanian white-faced capuchin)
Lineage: Eukaryota; Metazoa; Chordata; Mammalia; Primates; Cebidae
Gene: MIDEAS
Product: mitotic deacetylase associated SANT domain protein
Exons: 13
Coding region: 783-4103 (1106 amino acids)
Biological process (GO): regulation of transcription by RNA polymerase II; negative regulation of DNA-templated transcription
Cellular component (GO): histone deacetylase complex; transcription regulator complex
Molecular function (GO): transcription corepressor activity
Source: RefSeq, a predicted model, not a curated record
CCCGAGACAGUUGUGCUGAUGAAGUGGUAGAGCUGGUUCCUGCUCGCCGCGGUGCCGCGCGCGCCGGCCGGCCGCUGGGCGCUCCGCGCUCCCAGCCUCGAGUUGUGCAAUCCUUUGUAGCACGCCAGAGAGUCCUCCUCCUUCGCUGUUGCCUCUCGCCCUCUUCUUUUUUUUUUUCAAGCUGUGAGCUCAACCGAUGAGUCAGAGCCGUGCAAUCCUGACACUGCAUCGCAGGACUGGGGGUGACACGGAGGGAGGGAGAGUGCUCGCGAGGCGGACAGCAGGGGCGCGCCGAAGCUCCUGCAUCGUGAGCGGGGGGUGACAGCCCGCGCGUCCCGCCCGGGCCCUGCCAGCAAACUUCCAGCCUCCGGGGUGCGGGCUGGCGAAGCCCCGCGAGCGCCGCGGGGAGGCGACGGCGCCUGUUUGUUUUUAAAAUCGGGAGUGCGUGCAGGCGGCUGGAGUCCCGGAGGCGACCUAAGGCGGCGGCCCACGGUGGAAGGGGGACAGCCCAGGCCGGAGCCCGGGCAGGAGCUGGGCACCAGGACUCUGUGGAGCAUCAUGAACUGAGAAGAGUAACUGAGCCCCAGAGCCUCUCUGGAAGAGGAAGGAAGAGCCGGCAGUUCUUUAUCCCAGUGCCCGACCACAUUGUCCAGCAUCUUCCUCUGCCCCUGCUCUGCCCUCCCUGGCCCCUGGACUAGAGCCCAGCUUCCAGCAGGACAUUUCACCAGGGGAUGGGCGACUGGUGAAGUGGAUCUCACUGCCAGGGCUCAGUUGGCCACAUCAUGAACCUCCAGGCCCAGCCCAAGGCUCAGAACAAGCGGAAGCGUUCCCUCUUCAGCAGCCAGGAACCAGCUCCCAAGGAGCAGCCCCCUCCCCUGCAGCCCCCCCAGCAGUCCAUCAGAGUGAAGGAGGAGCAGUACGUGGGACAUGAGGGCCAAGGAGGGGCAGCCUCCACCUCUCAGCCUGUGGAACUGGCCCCUCCUAGCAGCCUGGCCCUGCUGAACUCUGUGGUGUAUGGGCCUGAGCGGACCUCGGCAGCCAUGCUGUCCCAGCAGGUGGCCUCAGUAAAGUGGCCCAACUCUGUGAUGGCUCCAGGGCGGGGCCCAGAUCGCGGAGGAGGUGGGGGUGUCAGUGACGGCAGCUGGCAGCAGCAGCCAGGCCAGCCUCCUCCCCAUUCAACAUGGAACUGCCACAGUCUGUCCCUCUACAGUGCACCCAAGGGGAGCCCUCAUCCUGGAGUGGGAGUCCCGACUUACUAUAACCACCCUGAGGCACUGAAGCGGGAGAAAGCAGGGGGCCCACAGCUGGACCGCUAUGGAAAUGUGCGGCCAAUGAUGCCACAGAAGGUGCAGCUGGAGGUAGGGCGGCCCCAGGCACCCCUGAAUUCUUUCCAUGCAGCCAAGAAACCCCCAAACCAGUCGCUGCCCCUGCAACCCUUCCAGCUGGCAUUUGGCCACCAGGUGAACCGGCAGGUCUUCCGGCAGGGCCCACCGCCCCCAAACCCAGUGGCCGCCUUCCCCCCGCAGAAGCAGCAACAGCAGCAUCAGCAGCAGCAACAGCAUCAGCAGCAGCAACAGCAGCAGCAGCAGGCGGCCCUACCCCAGAUGCCACUCUUUGAGAACUUCUACCCCAUGCAGCAGCCACCCUCACAGCAACCCCAGGACUUUGGCCUGCAGCCAGCUGGGCCACUAGGACAGUCCCACCUGGCUCACCACAGCAUGGCACCCUACCCCUUCCCCCCAAACCCUGAUAUGAACCCAGAACUGCGCAAGGCCCUCCUGCAGGAGUCAGCCCCGCAGCCGGCGCUACCUCAGGUCCAGAUCCCUUUCCCUCGCCGCUCUCGCCGCCUCUCUAAGGAGGGUAUCCUGCCUCCCACUGCCCUGGAUGGGGCUGGCACCCAACCUGGGCAGGAGCCCACUGGCAACCUGUUCCUACAUCACUGGCCCCUACAGCAGCCACCACCUGGCGCCCUGGGGCAGCCCCAUCCUGAAGCACUGGGAUUCCCGCUGGAGCUGAGGGAGUCGCAGUUAUUGCCUGAUGGGGAGAGACUAGCACCCAAUGGCCGGGAGCGAGAGGCUCCUGCCAUGGGCAUCGAGGAGGGCAUGAGGGCAGUGAGCACAGGGGACUGUGGGCAGGUGCUACGGGGCGGCGUGAUCCAGAGCACGAGACGGAGGCGCCGGGCAUCCCAGGAGGCCAAUUUGCUGACCCUGGCCCAGAAGGCGGUGGAGCUGGCCUCGCUGCAGAAUGCAAAGGAUGUCAGUGGCUCUGAAGAGAAGCGGAGAAGUGUAUUGGCCUCAACUACCAAGUGUGAGGUGGAGUUUUCUGAGCCUGCUUUAGCCACCAAGCGAGCGCGAGAAGACAGCGGGAUGGUACCCCUCAUCAUCCCAGUGUCUGUGCCUGUGCGGACUGUGGACCCAACUGAGGCAGCCCAGGCUGGAAGUAUUGAUGAGGAUGGGCAGGGUCCUGACCAGAACUCCACUGAGCACAUGCCAUCGGUCAUCGUCACCCGCAGGCGGUCCACCCGAAUUCCUGGGACAGAUGCUGCAGCUCAGGCAGAGGACAUGAAUGUCAAGCUGGAGGGGGAGCCUUCUGUGCGGAAACCAAAGCAGCGGCCCAGGCCGGAGCCCCUCAUCAUCCCCACCAAGGCGGGCACUUUCAUCGCCCCUCCCGUCUACUCCAACAUCACCCCAUACCAGAGCCACCUGCGCUCUCCUGUGCGUCUAGCUGACCACCCCUCUGAGCGGAGCUUUGAGCUGCCCCCCUACACACCACCCCCCAUCCUCAGCCCUGUGCGGGAAGGCUCUGGCCUCUACUUCAAUGCCAUCAUAUCAACCAGCAGCAUCCCAGCCCCUCCUCCCAUCACGCCCAAGAGUGCCCAUCGCACACUGCUCCGGACUAACAGUGCUGAAGUCACCCCGCCUGUCCUCUCUGUGAUGGGGGAGGCCACCCCAGUGAGCAUCGAGCCACGGAUCAAUGUGGGCUCCCGGUUCCAGGCGGAAAUCCCCUUGAUGAGGGACCGUGCCCUGGCAGCUGCAGACCCCCACAAGGCCGACUUGGUGUGGCAGCCAUGGGAGGACCUAGAGAGCAGCCGGGAGAAGCAGAGACAAGUUGAAGACCUGCUGACAGCUGCCUGCUCCAGCAUUUUCCCUGGUGCUGGCACCAACCAGGAGCUGGCCCUGCACUGUCUGCACGAGUCCAGGGGAGACAUCUUGGAAACGCUGAAUAAGCUGCUCCUCAAGAAGCCCCUGCGGCCCCACAACCAUCCACUGGCAACUUAUCACUACACAGGCUCCGACCAGUGGAAGAUGGCCGAGAGGAAGCUGUUCAACAAAGGCAUUGCCAUCUACAAGAAGGAUUUCUUCCUGGUGCAGAAGCUGAUCCAGACCAAGACCGUGGCCCAGUGCGUGGAGUUCUACUACACCUACAAGAAGCAGGUGAAAAUCGGCCGCAACGGGACUCUAACCUUUGGGGAUGUGGAUACGAGCGAUGAGAAGUCGGCGCAGGAAGAGGUUGAAGUGGAUAUUAAGACUUCCCAAAAGUUCCCAAGGGUGCCUCUUCCCAGAAGAGAGUCCCCAAGUGAGGAGAGGCUGGAACCCAAAAGGGAGGUGAAGGAGCCAAGGAAGGAAGGGGAGGAGGAGGUGCCAGAGAUCCAGGAGAAGGAGGAGCAGGAAGAGGGGCGAGAGCGCAGCAGGCGGGCAGCGGCAGUCAAAGCCACGCAGACACUACAGGCCAAUGAGUCGGCCAAUGACAUCCUCAUCCUCCGGAGCCACGAGUCCAACGCCCCUGGGUCUGCCGGUGGCCAGGCCUCGGAGAAGCCAAGGGAAGGGACAGGGAAGUCACGAAGGGCACUGUCCUUUUCAGAGAAGAAGAAAAAACCAGAGACAUUCAUUAAGACCCAGAAUCAGGAGAACACUUUCCCCUGUAAAAAAUGUGGCAGGGUGUUUUACAAGGUGAAGAGCCGCAGUGCGCACAUGAAGAGCCACGCGGAGCAGGAGAAGAAGGCUGCGGCGCUGAGGCUGAAGGAGAAGGAGGCUGCCGCUGCCGCGGCCCACCAGCAGGCCCUGCAGGAGGAGAGCGGCGCUGGCGCGGGCGACAAGGGCUGAGCUCCUGGGCCCGGCCCUUCCCGCACCAACACCAGUGCCCGCAGACACCCUGGCACCUCAAGAGGGAGUGAGGAGAGGAUUGCAGGGACUUUUCCCUGUGAAACAAAUGAGACAAUGAAAUAAACGGCUCUUUUAUUUAUGAAGGCCCCGGGAGCAGCGUUAAGGGCUGCAGGAUCCAGUUCUCUUUGCAUUUGGUCUGUCGGAAGUUGUCUUCGUGCUUUCUUGGACCUUGCUUUCUUGGACCAGGAGAGUCCUGGUCUUCUCGGGAGGGGCUCCGCCGCCUCUCGCACUCCGAUCUCUGCUGCUGUCUCUUCCCUCCUCUUUGCCUCCCCCCUCCCCUCUGCCUCCAGGAAGCCACCGUGGCCAGCCAAGCACAAGCUCACCCCCGUUGCAGCAGUAUUCCUCCUCCCCAGAGGACCUUGAAGGUUGCACCGGCCCUGCCCCAAGCCCCAGAAAAAGGGACUCUUGGAGGGAGUAUGCUGGCUUCUCCGAAAAGGGGCGGAGCCUGACACCUGUGCUGUCCCUGCAGUGUCCAGGCCUGCCUGAGCUGCACCCGUGACAGUGUCCUGAGUGGCCACCUCCUCCCUGGGAGGGAGGCCGCGACAGGUACUCUCCCUUUGCUGCUUGCCGGCGGUGCUGCUGGGGCUAGAAAGUUUUCUCAGCGUUGGGGAAGGGGCUAACGUUCUUGUCAAAGCACUCAUCCUGCUGCCGGGAAGGGAGCUGUACAGAGGCUGGAAGCUGCAGGGCUAGGCCGGAGAGAGCUUUUUACAAGCCUGGCUCUUCCUGCUUCCCACCUUUUUUGCCAAAUACCUUUGGGUCCUGGAGGCUGCCAAGGGUUCUCCCCCUUGAGCAGGUGCGGGAGAGGCUCAGCCUGCUCCUCCUGGGGGCCAGCCUCCUCGCCUCUGCCCUGCCCUCAGCAGCUAUACCUAACCCCACGGCACCCCACCCAGUGUCGAUAUUCACAGCCCAGUCCCUAGGCCUGCAUGCUGGAGAUUUCUGGAUCCUUCCCUGGGAGGAAGAGUUCUCCUAACUCAAUUAGACAGGAGCCUUCAUUCCUUGACUCGUGUCAUUUGGGAGCUAUUUAUUUAUUCUUAGUAUUUAAGUUUUAACAUCCUCUCAGGGACCAGGGGCCUCCUGCUUUUCAGAGGCCCAAGUGCAUUUAUCCCAAAAGGAGGCAUCUUCUUGACAUCCCCCAUCCCCAACCCCCUGAAUUCCCAAGGCCCUAAGGUCCCUUGCCUGGUUGCUCUGGAAGCUCUUGCCAAUAGGAAUGAUAGCAACACUGGAAGAGGGUGGGAAGGUGGAGGGUGUCAGCAAGGGAGAUCAAAGGCAGUUCUUGCUGCCCCUUCUCUGGCUGUGCUUUGCCUGAGGGAAUUGGCAAGAGGCCAGAAUUCUAGUUUUGUUUAUGGGGCCUGGAUUCUGGCUUGAAGAAGCCAUAUUUGGCAUGGGUGAAGUGAAAGGGCCAGGAGGUUAUGGAGGCCCCUUCAUUUCCAGUCCCAUAGCGGGGCUGAGCUGUUUUUCUGAUCUGAUUUUUCAAUUUGAGUUGUGCAAAAUAAAUUCUAAGUGAGUGCGUGUAUGACAGCUCAACAUGUUAGGAAGGAGCCAGAAAGUAUUCAUACUGCUGCUCCUUAUGAGAAAGCCAAGAAGCAUCCGGUCAGUAACUGGGAGUGGAGAGGGAGUUUUGUUUUGAAACUAUGCACUGUCAGGUAUUUUUCUGCAUCCAUUUAUACAUUGAUGUGGUUCUGCAGGACCCCGCCUAUGGAAGUAACAAAUUUCUUCCCCCCCUCACUCUUGGAUGACUACCUAGAUCCCCAAUUUCCUGGUUAGUUUCUUCCACAGGCUUCCAUGAGCUCAGUGUCCCAAGACAGCAAAAAUCUGAUACACCCUCUAGAAGCAGGGGAGUAGCAAAUUUAGGUUCUGUUCGAAAUUAUUUGUAUAAUACGAGUGCCUUUGCAGCUUAGCCCCAAAGUGCUACUUAUGUUUCCCAAGGUUUUUUCUAUUCAAACCAUAUUUGGUUUCAGGCCCCUUUAUGGGCAUAUGGUAACAGAAACCUCCUUCAUUCACAUGAGACCCUUUUGAUGGGCAUAUGGUAACAGAAACCUCCUUCAUUAACAUGAGACCCUUUUGUUCAAUGGUAACAUCUAGUACUUGGAAAUCUUUUUUUUUUUUU